AGGACUAUCUGCGGGCGCGCUCUUAAUCAAGGGGACCUUCAGCAUUUUUUUCUAAAAAAAAGAGAGAGAGAGAGAGAACGGAUCCACCCCUUCAACCAAUAAAGAUAAUUUCUCAAAUACUCGGUCCAAGCAGCAUUCUGUGCCGAAAAGCAAAACCAAAAAUCAGUCUCACUCCCCGGCGAUGCAGGCGCGUUACCCAGUGUCAGACCCCAAUGCUCUGGGAGUCGUGCCUUACCUCAGCGAUCAAAACUAUUACCGAGCCGCCGGCACUUAUGGCAGCAUGCCCACCCCGAUGAGUAUGUACCCGGGCCACGAGCAGUACGCAACAGGCAUGGCGAGAUCGUAUGGACCCUAUCACCAUCACCAGCAGCCGGUACCUAAAGACCUGGUCAAGCCUCCUUACAGCUACAUCGCCCUGAUCACCAUGGCCAUCCAAAACGCGCCUGAUAAGAAAAUUACUCUCAAUGGGAUCUAUCAGUUUAUCAUGGACCGCUUUCCAUUCUACCGCGAGAAUAAACAGGGCUGGCAGAACAGCAUCCGCCACAACUUGUCCCUGAACGAGUGCUUCGUCAAGGUGCCCCGUGACGACAAAAAGCCGGGUAAGGGCAGCUACUGGACGCUGGACCCGGACUCGUACAACAUGUUCGAGAACGGCAGCUUCUUGCGGAGGAGGCGGAGGUUCAAGAAGAAAGACGCGGUCAGGGACAAGGAGGAACGCGACCGGCAGCAGAAGGAGGCGAAAGGGGGUCAGCACGUCGCCUCGCAGACCGACACCUGCCCCGAGAAGAAGGUGGUGGUCAAGAACGAAGCGGGCUCGCCCUGUAUGCCUGUCAUCACCAAGGUCGAGAGCUUGGAGAGCCCGGACAACGGCAGCUUGAUCCAGGACAGCCCAAGGAGCGUGGCCUCCACGCCGUCCGUGUCUACAGAGAACUCCAUCCCGGAUCACAACACAACCAACAGCAACCUCUCCGGCUUCAGCGUGGAAAAUAUCAUGACAUUGAGAACAUCUCCUCCAGGGGACCUCAGCCCCGUGGCUGUGAGCUCCAGCAGGACUGGUAUGGGCUCCUCACUGCCGGUGAACUACCCUCCAACGCAGCAAGCCGUGUACAGCCCAGGCUGCACCCACAAUAUGGACUCCAGUGGAAGUUACCAUUGCAGUAUGAGAACCAUGAGCCUGUACGCGGGGGACAGGAGCAGCCACAUGCUGGUACCCACCAGCCUCGAGGAUGCUAUCUCAGACCACUCCGGCAGCUCCUCCCUGAACGCCAUGAAUCUGAGCACAGCGCCGGAUGGUGUCCUCAGCCCGAGUCACCCUCAGCAGGCGGGGGCGCCGGCGGGACAAGCCGCUUCCUGGUACCUCAAUCACGGAGCAGAUCUCAACCAUCUCCCGGGCCACACGUUCGCCAGCCAGCAGCAGACUUUCCCUAAUGUACGGGAGAUGUUUAACUCCCACCGACUCGGCAUUGAGAGCUCAGCACUCAAUGACCAUCAGGUGAGCGGGAAUACAAGCUGUCAAAUCCCUUACCGAUCAACACCGUCAGUAUACCGGCAUUCAGGGCCAUACGCCUACGACUGCAAUAAGUAUUGAUUUAGCAACCAACCUCUCUAUCUUCUCAUUUAAAAUAAAAGAUUGUGUAUUGGGAGAUGAAAACAAAACUGCAAAAAAAAACUUAAGACUGCACAUAAAAUUGCUGACUGUGACAGUCCAAACUACGGUGUGUGGCCAAACAUGUUGACGACUUGUUGUUAGAAAGUGUGUAUGAGGACUUUGAAAACUUAAGACACAGACUUUGUUUAACAUUCUUAACAUAAGGGAAACCUACUUGAAUAACGAAAGUUUAGCAAAGUGGCAACUGCCAAAUGUAGGGUCUAAACUGUUUAAUGGACCAAGAAUCUAAUGAUGCCUUUGUAUGUUCUGUUUCUGCAGUUGUUUGUUAAAUCCAGUCACGUUCCAUUUUCCACAGCUAAGAUCUUUUUUUCUCUCUCCUGACAUUUUGUCCGGUGUUGAUGCGACGUUAUAAUUGAUGUAAAUUGUACGAUUUUCUAUGGAGGCUACGUUACAGAGCCAUUUAAUAUAUUUUAAAGUUCAGUUCACUGGAUUUUUUUAAAACUGUUCCCCAGCCAUUGUAAAGUGCCAAAGCGUAACUGUUAUUCAACCUCAGUUUUAUAGCCAUGUGCCGUGUACAGUGUAAUUUUUAUUACGUUCUUAUCAUCGAUAUAUUUGUUCCGUUUAAAGCCAAAGAACUAAUUUAUUGGAUGCAUAGUAUUUUUCUAAAACACGAAAUCUCUUUUUUAAAAAAAAAUAAUGACAGUUCUGUAUUGCCGACCCAGGCCCUGACUCCUCCGGUCUGUAGUUGAUCCUUUUAAGAUCAUUUCCUUUCUAAGUUCAGUUGAUCUUAAUUUCUGUAUUUAUCUUAAAAAAAACCCAAAAUAAAUCAGUGUUGAUUUUUUUUUGCCUUAA
Messenger RNA from Rhincodon typus (whale shark), 2461 nucleotides. RefSeq names its product forkhead box protein C2. Gene Ontology annotation, molecular function: RNA polymerase II cis-regulatory region sequence-specific DNA binding; DNA-binding transcription factor activity, RNA polymerase II-specific. Lineage: Eukaryota; Metazoa; Chordata; Chondrichthyes; Orectolobiformes; Rhincodontidae. Bases 182 to 1588 code for a protein of 468 amino acids. The transcript has a single exon. Gene Ontology annotation, biological process: regulation of transcription by RNA polymerase II; anatomical structure morphogenesis; cell differentiation. The record is from RefSeq and is a predicted model, not a curated record.